GCUCUCUUGGUUAUUUAUUAUUAUGGAAAGAAGCCCGACUUUGCUCAUAAUUGGGCCAACUUGAAAGCCCACUAGCUCCACUAAAGAACAAAUAACUAAGCAGCAACGUGGCGCGUAAAAACCAGCUCCACGACAUUUGUACGAGAAUGAAUAUUUGUCUGACUCGUUCCAGCCUGUAAACGGUAAUCAUCGUCCGUACAGGUUAAAGUGACGGAUUUAAAGUUAAAAAUAAUAAAAUGACGGAUUUGCCCAUCCGCUCCACAUCAUGACGAGGGCAAAACCGGAACUUUCACUUUAUUAAUUUAGACGACACCUCUCGACACGCUCACUCUCUGUCACUUCUUUCUUCAACAAAGGGAGGUUUUUUUCAUUUUGUUUUGAAAAUGGCGGCGAUGAGAUACAAAGGAAGCCUUCUCAUCACAAUCAUCUUCUUCGUCUCCAUCGUUCUUCUUCAAUGCCCACUUGCUCACUCUUCUUCUACAAAAUCGUUCUUUUGGUUUGGAGAAACGGAAGAUAUGAACGCCAUGAAAAAGGAGAAGGAGAUUGAUGUUGGAUCAGCUUAUGAUGUUGAAGAAAGACGAGUUCCCACUGGAUCCGACCCUCUCCAUCAUAACCAUGUUCCCUUUGCUUCUCCAUAGAUUACACAUCUGCUGCUGUUUCCCAUAGUUCACUUAUAAGUUUGUAACACGUUUUACAGUUUCCAGGUUCUGGGUUUUGUUUGUCCGAAAUGUUACUUUAUUUUCUGGGUUUUUGAAUUGAUUAGCUUUGUUA
Molecule: messenger RNA, 771 nt
Organism: Brassica napus (rape)
Lineage: Eukaryota; Viridiplantae; Streptophyta; Magnoliopsida; Brassicales; Brassicaceae
Product: CLAVATA3/ESR (CLE)-related protein 40-like
Exons: 3
Coding region: 384-638 (84 amino acids)
Source: RefSeq, a predicted model, not a curated record